Messenger RNA from Diaporthe amygdali, 1065 nucleotides. RefSeq names its product defective in cullin neddylation protein 1. Gene Ontology annotation, molecular function: cullin family protein binding; ubiquitin-like protein binding; ubiquitin conjugating enzyme binding. The coding region runs from base 1 to 1065 and encodes 354 amino acids. Lineage: Eukaryota; Fungi; Ascomycota; Sordariomycetes; Diaporthales; Diaporthaceae. Gene Ontology annotation, biological process: positive regulation of ubiquitin-protein transferase activity; protein neddylation. Gene Ontology annotation, cellular component: ubiquitin ligase complex. The record is from RefSeq and is a predicted model, not a curated record. The transcript is spliced from 4 exons.
AUGCCUCCUCUCAACAGCGCUCAGAAGGCGCUCGUUGCGCAGUUUGUUGCAGCUACGGGAGCCAACGAGAAGACUGCACAAAGGUUCCUCAAGAAUGCCAAUUACAGACUGGAAGUCGCCGCCGAUACAACAUCGGGCGUGGGAGCAGCCAAGCUUGUGCAUUGUGUUCUGGCGCGCGUCAAUAUGCUCAAAAAGCUCUUGGUCAAGAUCACGCGUCGGGACUCCAAGCAGAGUGGGAGUGACCCCCCGACAUCCUCGCCACCACCCCCCCGGUCCACGAUACCUAUCGCAGAACAUCAAACCCCGACCCCGGUGCACUCAAUAACCCCGGAGGCCAUGCCCAAGCGAAAGCAGGCUGCGCAAGGCGCAAGAAACACUGCACGUUACCUCAGCAGUGGUGGCGGUGCGGAUAGUGGACGUGUCGCGGCCAUUGAGAAGGCGUACGAUGACCUCGUCACCCCAGCACGCGGCGACAGCAAGGAGUCCCUCUCUGCCGAGACCACCCAAGAGUACCUCGAGGCUCUAGGUGUCAACAUGGAGGAUGCCGAGCAGUUCGUGGUGAUGGAGCUUGUCCAGUCGCCCAGCAUCGGCGAGAUCACCCGCAAUGGUUUCGUUAGCGGAUGGGCUGCUACCGACCUCUCCACCUUCGGCAAGACCGCCCAGAAGAACCACGUUCGCCGCCUCAUCAACCAGCUGUCUUCUGACCCCGCCCUCUUCAAGAAGGUCUACCGCCACUCCUUCAUCGCAGGCAAGGAGGCUAGCCAGAAAUCAAUUCCCCUCGAGCACGCCCUUGUCUACUGGCAGCUGCUUUUCGCGCCCCCCGGCCGCCCCUGGAAGUCUGCCAACCGCGACUGGGCCAAGUUGUGGGAGCAGUUCCUAACCGAGAAGUGGACGCGCUCCGUCAACAAGGAUAUGUGGAACAUGACGCUGGAGUUCGCCAACAAGUCGAUGGAGGACGAGGCUCUGAGCUUCUAUAGCGAGGAAGACUCGUGGCCAGCCGUCGUUGACGACUUUGUGGCCUGGCACCGCAAGCAGGAGCAGGCGGAGGCCAUGGAGGUAAACUAA